Patiria miniata (bat star) is the source of this 954-nucleotide messenger RNA. RefSeq lists its product as uncharacterized. Lineage: Eukaryota; Metazoa; Echinodermata; Asteroidea; Valvatida; Asterinidae. The record is from RefSeq and is a predicted model, not a curated record. The transcript has a single exon. Gene Ontology annotation, molecular function: nucleic acid binding. Bases 1 to 954 code for a protein of 317 amino acids.
AUGUUGGCACGCUUGAAAAGGUUCUCCCAGUGGCAUAGAGCUAAACGAGCAGUAGCAGCCUACCUCAAGCUGAAAUUCCGUCUGAAAGCCCACUCGGUGAAGAAGGCACAGAGGAUUGAUCCAAUUAAAACACUACGAGAGAAUGCGAUCCCUCUCUUCGAACCAGCCACAGUUCAGCAGCUCUGUCAGUCAGAAGUUGAGACCAUUCGACUCCUUCAGAGACAUGCCUUUGCAAGUGAAAUAAAGAUUCUGGCUUCACUUGAUGUCUGCAGCAACUCUGUUGAUCAACAAACCAGAGUACGGAACAAGACUAUGAGAAAGACGAGCUGCCUGUAUAGACUGGACCCUUUCAUCGAUGCAGAUGGUGUAAUGCGUGUUGGUGGACGAAUCAGGAGAGCCGACCUUCCUCCCAACUUCAAACACCCUGCAAUACUCCCUAGAAACCAUCAUAUCACUGAACUGAUAAUCCGACACUUCCACGAAGUAGCCGGUCAUCAGGGACGAAGUAUGACUACCAAUCAGAUCCGAGCAAGCGGCUAUUGGAUUAUUGGCUGCAGCUCUGCCGUCUCGCACUUCAUCUCCAAAUGCGUCAAGUGUAGGAAGCUAUACAAACCGGUUGAAGAACAGAAGAUGGCAAACCUACCAGUAGACAGACUUGAACCUGCGCCACCCUUUACAUAUUGUGGAGUUGAUCUGUUCGGGCCAUGGUAUGUAAGGGAAGGCCGGAAAGAACUCAAGAGAUAUGGUGUCCUCUUCACCUGUAUGGUGUCCCGAGCUAUCCACAUUGAGACUACGACUGCGCUCAGUACUGAUGCCUUUAUCAGUGCAUUGCGUAGAUUCAUCGCCAUUCGAGGACCAAUAAGACAACUGAGAUGCGACCAAGGUACCAAUUUUGUUGGGACACAAUCAGAGUUUGAAGAAGCCCUUAAAGGAAAUGGAUACUGGUCAAGUUGA